CCAAGUCCCCGUGUCUCUAUGUCCCCGUGAGUGGUCAGGCUGGCCCUGCGUCUUUGAUCCGGUCCAUGUCUAUCUCUCUGUGGCUCUCGGGCUCUCCGGGGUCCUUGCUGUCUCCUCCCUCCACCUCCUCCCUUCUCGAAGGCUCGUCUCCUCCUAUUCCCUCCCCGCGGGGGCGUCACUGAGCCCUCCGGGCCGCAGGGGGCGCUGUCCUGUCUCAUGCACAUAGAGGCGCCGGCGUGGGAAAGCUGGGCUCGGUGGCCCCGGAAGCCGGAAGGGAGUCGAGAGUGCACGCUGGAGGCUCGCUCCCCGCGAAUCACGGACCCGCCGGAGACCUCCCGACAGCCUGGGGCCGCCGCCGCCGCUUCCAUGGGCGCCGAGCACCAAGCCCGCGCCUGUCUGGCCAGGUGCGGCCCCAACACACCGCCUGCCCUGCGAGAACUGCUGCGCAUGCUCCAACGAUUCGCCGGAACUUCUGGCCGACGCAGUCAGGAGCUGAGCCUGGCAGAGGCCGGGAGGCUCUUGCCUGCCCUGAGGCAGGCCUGGACUGAGCUGGAUGUCCCCGAGGCCCAGGCCUUCCUGGGCUGCCUGCUGAGCUGUCAGCUGGAGGCCAUGGGCAGCCUGGGGGCCUUCCGCAAGCUGGAGAAGAUCUUGGCCACGUUGGCUGCAGGGAGAGAGAGCGUGGCAUCUGAGGAAGUGGCCAGGAUUCUAGGCAGCCUGACCCAGAGCCGGCAGGCCCUGGCUCUGGGAGAUCUGCGCACAGUGUGUCUAUUCCUGGAGGAGAGCAGCCUGGCCAGAGAACAUUGGAGACAUGCCCUGGACACCCUGCUGGGCAGCACUGCCUCCACGCUGGCCUCUGUGUUGCAGGACCCGGCUGCAGGGUCUGCAGAGCGGGCCUGCCAUGCAGUGAAGCUGGCCCUCCAGCUUUUCCAAACCAUGCCAGAGGAAGUGGGCGUCCUGGUCUGGAGUCCUGCAGAUGACACGGAGCCCCUGGCGAGCAUCCUCCAGUCCCUGGUGCAAGUGACCAUGGGAAAGGUGGUCAACAAGGAUGCCCGCCUCCUGGCUGGCACGGCCCUGGGCAUGCUGGUGAAUACUGCCCCCACACUGGAGGCAGGGGUCAGGGCUGUGUCCGAGCUGCUGGGGCUGCUCAGCCCAGACCCCGGGGACCAGAGGCUUGGGGGGCUGCGAGUGGCUGUGCCCCCCAUGAGCCCUGAUGGGCUGGAGUACCUGGUGCUGAGCCGAGGCCUUCUGACGUCCUGCAGGAGGGAGAUCCUGACCUUCAGGCCUCCUGGUGGGCAGGCCUGUCUGCUGCUCAGAGACCUGAUGCCCCCCAUUGGCCCAGGCUGGAGCGAGAAGCCCAUGGACUACCGUGCCUUCCUCCUCCAGGCUUUCUCCCUGUGGCUGCGGCGGCUACACGAGAGCACCCCUGGCAUCUGGACGGGACGACUGCUGAGCGGGACCUCUCUGCAGACCCAGCAGCUGACUCAGUUCAUCUGGAUAAGCACCAAGAGCCCGCUGGAAGUCCUGUCUGAGGCCACCCUGCGCUCCUUCAGCCUUUUCCUGGAGCUCUAUGGGAAGGAGUGUGCACACUUUGGAGACGACGUGGAGCGGCCCCUCUAUGACAAGCUCUUAGAGAGGGUCCGGGCUCUGCCCUGGUUGACCAAGGCCCGCUACUCAGUCCUCUGUGCCCUGCUGCCCUUCCUGGGCUCUGAAAGGGUCUUGGCUGUGCUGCCGGAGCUCCCUCAGGACCUCUUGCUCUGCCUUUCCACCAAUGCCCUGAGCCCCCCAGCAGUGGACACAUACCGCUGCUUCCUACAAGCCCAGCGGGAGGAGUGGGCCCUCGCGGAGGCUGGCACUGGCGAGGAGGCGUUGGCCAAGCGGUGGGCCCGGCACUGGUUGCCUGCUGUGGCGGAGGCCCUGCAGUCCCCGGUGCCAGCCGUGCAGGGCCGGGCAGCCAGCUCGCUGCUCCCUCACACUCUGCAGCUCUUCCCAGCCUCAGCUGGACUCCUGGAGCAGGCGUUUGCAGGCCCAGGACUGGCCUGCCUGCGGGGGUGGGCGGCCCUGCAGAGGACUCGAAAGGAGCUAGGCCAGGGCCCCCAGGCGGCUAGCCAGAGUCCAGCCCGCCUUGCCGCGUGCCUGGCCUGUGGGGAUGAGGCUGUGCGCCUGGCAGGGGCCAGCCUCUUGUGUGGGGGGCCUGGAUCUGCCCAGGCCCCUGGCCCAAAGGAGCUGGCCAUCUUCCAAGACUUCCUGUGGCUGAACCUCAGUGGCUCUUCAGCAUCCUUCCGGCAGCUGCUGCAGGCAACUGUGAGCAGACUCCUAGGCCGGCUUCGUGACAGUGCGCUGGCUGUGCUCCGUAGCCAAGGGGCAGCAGGGGCAGGCCCACCCCCAGAGCCUCUCCUACUCACUGAAGACUUCGUGGAAUGGCUGCUGCAGUUCAGUGUCUCCCAGCUGGGCCCAGCCUCAGGCUUCCAGCGCCGAAGGACCGCCCUGCUCCUGCUCACGGCCCUGCUGGUGACGUGCACGGACAGCUGGAGCCCUGAACGGAAGAAGGGGCAGCCUCCCCCUACCAUGGCCGCUUUGCUGAGCUGGGCCAGGCGGAGAGGCCGCUGGGACUUCACCUCAAGGGCCACCUUGCUGGCCUUGCUCAGCUGCCUUCAGGACGGCACCAGUGAGAUCCGGGAGCCAGCUGCCAACCUUCUGCAUAUCUACUUUCCUCCUGCUCUGCCCGGAGACCUGGCCGGAGCCCUGCUGGAACGGGCACACCAGGCCCUGAGCAGUGCCCGUGGGCAGGAGGUGGAAGCUGGCGCCCUCAUGAUGCAAACUUUGCUGCAGAAAGUGGACGGUGACACCCUCCAGAACAUAGUCCCCAGGCCCGAGGAGGAGGGCCCAGCCCUGGGUUGUCCCAGCCUCACGCUCAUCUCCUACCUUCUCCACCUGCUACGGGAGCGUCACGUGGCAGCCCAGCAAGACCUGCUUCAGGCGGCCUCUGCCCAGCCACUCCAUGGCCCUCUGUGCGCCCUGCGCCGAUGCCUCCUAGAGGCCCCCCGCACGGGGCUGUCCAUGCAACAGGCGUCUACACGGGCCUCCUGGCAGGAGCUGCUCACGAUUACGGUGACGACGAUGGCUGAGGUUGCCUCCUUCCUCCUGGCCGUCCUACGGGGCUCUGGAGAAGAUCUGCAGCCAGCUGCUGCCCCCUCCCUGGCCGACAUGGGACUGGCCAUCAAUGCUGCCGUGUGGCAAGGCAGAGCUGGGGGCCUGGGGUCUGAGGAGGACGAAGAGGAGGGUGAGCCCCCCCUUCUGCUGUCUGAGGAACAGGGACGCAUCCUGACCUGUUGCUGGAUUUCUGCAAAGGAGAUAGGCCUGCUUCUGGGAGGCCUGGCAGAGAAGACUCUGCUGCUGGCCCCACCGACCACUGGCUCAAAGUCUCCACUCUUGGCCCUGGAUGGCCUGCAGACCAUUGUGGCCACCCUGCAGGGUCUGCUGCUCAGAUGCCGCCAUUGGGGAGCUCUGGAGGGCUGCGCUUCUGGCCUCACCACGGUCUGCAGGGCAUUGCUGGGUCAGCCUGACCCAGAGCUGUGGGAACUGCCCCAGAAGCUGCUGUCCAAGGGCCUGGAAUUGCUGAGUGGUCCACGGAACAGCUCUGUGACACGCCGGGCGGCGGGUUUCCCCCUCUUCAUCCAGUGCAUUGUAGCAGGGGAGCCAGCAACCGGUGCCCGGCCUCUGUUGGCCAGCUGUGUGGACACACUGCUUGAGCUGGCCAAGAGGCCCCUGCCUCAGGCCUGGGACCAGACUCUGGACCUGCCACAGGUCUCUGCUCUGCAUGUGCUCCAGGCCCUGGUGCGGGGGACUGGCCUGGGAGCCCCGAUGCUCCAGUGGGCCGGCCCGCUCCUUGAGCUGUGUCUGGGGGCCCUGGGCUCCCCUUGCUGGGCUGUGAGGAACGCCGGCACCCAGCUCUUUGGUGCCCUGAUGGGCCGGCUGCUGGGUCAGAGCCUGAGCCGGGAGGGCAGUGGCCCCCACAGAGGACUGUGCCCCGAGGCUUUCUUCACACUCUACCCUCCACUGGAGACCAUUCUUCUGACCCCGCUCUCCCCACUGGGGGCUGCGGGGGAGAGCCGCCCCCACCCUGCCCUCCAUGCUGUUCUUAUCCUCCUGGCCAGACUGCAGCCUGGCAUGGAGCGUCUGAGCAGCUCUGCAGCCCGGUUUCAGGAGCAGUUGCUUCAUCUCUCAGCGAGUCCAGUCUAUGCCACGCGGGCAAUGGCUGCCCGGGCCUUGGUGCCCUUCGUGCCUCUGGCAGAAUUGGAGAAUGUCCUGCUACGCCUGCUGCGGGACCUAGCGGGGCCCAGUGCCCACAACGUGCUUCAUGGACGGUUGCUGCAGGCACAUGCCCUUCUGGCUCAGGGUGGUACCUGCCGGACCUUCCAGGGCCUGCCGGCUGUUGUGCAUCAGGCAGAGGCCGCGUUUUGGCUGUUCACACCUGCCCAGCGCUGCCCACUGAUCCGCUCAGCCUACUUGCGGCUUCUCUCCCUGCUGACCAGUGGCUGCAGCGAGGACUUCCUGAAGCAGCUUGAGGCUGCUGUGACCCAGGAGCUGGGCCCCUCCAGGCCAGAGACUCAGGUGGGCACUGGCGUGCUGCGCCAGGAGUGUGCCAGAUUCCUCUGCAGGGAGGCGGCGCGGUUGGCCGAUCCCAGCCGGAGCCAGGCCCUGGCCUCCCUGCUUCGAGGGCCAGACCCAGAGGUGCGCCAGGCCCUGCUUUGCUGGGUGCUGGAAGAGGGGGGUCGCUGCAAGCCCAUGGCCGGCAUUCUUCGGGCCCUGCUGCUGGAGACCCUGUGGCCAGUGCUGCAGGAGGGGGGCAGCCCAGAAGGCCUGAAGCUCUACCUGGAGGCGUUGGUGCACCUACACGAGGCCCCCUCUGCCCACACUGAGCAGCUCUCGCCAUCCCCGCCGCCCGCCUGCCUGGAUCAGCUGCUCUCGCUGGUGGAGACGGCUGGUGGCAGCCCCGGCCUCCUGGGCAGGGCUCUGCGUGCCCUCAGCUUGCUCCUGGCCCUGGGGCCUGAGGACCUUCCUGCCCUGGGCCGCUGGAGCCUGGUUCUUGAAUGCUGGAGUGUGCCCCGCACCUGUGAGGAGCUGAGGCUGGCAGCUGCGCAAUCCCUCCGCCUGGCUGGGGUCCGGGUGGUAGUCAGGGCCUGUGCGGGCUCUGGGUCCUCCCUGGCAGCCUUGGCUCUCCGGCUUCUGAACGCUGGCAUUUUCCUGCUGCAGGACGAGGACCGGGCAGUGAGGCUGGAAGCAUCCGUGUUCGCCAGUCUGCUGGCCCAGCAGAUGGGAGCCCAGCCCUGGGAUGCCAGCAUGCCCAUACAGGCCAACCAGGGCCUGCUCCUUCUGCUGCAGGUCAUUAGGACACACUUUGGGGCCUGUGAGGACACCUGGCCACUUCUGAUGCUCCAUCUCCCCCAGUGUGAUCUGGAGGGCCUGCUGGAGGAGGUGGGCACCAGCCGGACCCCCAGCCUCUAUGAAGAGGACGGAGCCAAUUUCUUUGCAGAACCGGCUGUGUUUGCCCAGCUCCUGCUCCCCUUCUUGCUCCAACUGCUGGACGGAGCUGAGGACAGAGCGCCCCUCAGGACCCAGGCCCAGCAGUGGGCGGUGGCUCGAGUCCCCGCCGUCCUCCACAGCCUCCGGCAUUGCUGCCUCUGGUGGGGUCAAGACAACGCUGGCCCUCUGUUCCUGAAGGCCCUGGGUUGCCCCAAGGUUCACACAGCCCUCACUGUGCUGCUGGUAGAGGCUGAGCUCUUGGCCCAGAUCCUGGAGGCCCCACAGGCCAGCGGGGUGACGGUGCCUGGCUCUGGCUGCUCUUCUCAGGAGCUGAGACAAGCCUGGGGGAGGGCUCGGGCUGUGCUCACCCAACACGGCAUGGCUCCCCAGCUGAAGGACAGCAGGAGACUGGGGCUGGACAAGAGGCCAUGUGCUCUUAUCGAUGGCUCCAGGUGAUCGCCAAGGAGGGAUCUGUGAGACCAAGGGAGCCCCAGACAUGAGGACAUCUGGUGAAAGUGUGAGACAGAGUCCCCUGUGGACUUCUCUGUGGCCCUGAGCUCUUCCCUGGCUCCUGUGCCCCCUCCCCCUGGGGGGGGGCAUUCACCUCCAUCCCCCUCCAUAGCCACCCAAGACAGACUCAAAUCAGGCUGAUGGGCAGAGUGGCCCGGAGCCAGGGCUCCGGGCUCAUCGGAGAGUUCUGCGGGUCACCAGAUAUUAGCACCGGAAGGGACCUUCUUUUACAGAAGAGGAAACUGAGGCCCAGGGUGGGAGGGGAAGAGGCUUGCCCAGUGACUGAGCUCUGUCAUUAAGAAUGAUCAGUCAAUCAAUCAAUAAUAAACAUUUAUUAAGCACCUAUUAUGUGCUGCUGGAGGACGAUGACACUCUAAGGCUUAGAAAGGGCUCGCUUCACCACUGUGCUGGGAGGUCCGCCAGUAGCUCGUGCUGCUCCGAUCGCCCCCAUUUUGCAGAUGGGUGUGGCCAUUUGUCCCCCCCUGCACAGGCUGUCCAUGUUUGAGUCGGCUGAAAAGCCAGCACCCUCUCCCUCACGUCACGUCCUGUCCAGUGUUCACUUCUUCUCCAGAAAGUGGAGGUUGUCUCCUGGGUCCCUCCCAGGCCUGACGCUCCAUGGCCUGGGGCCUCUGGAGUCUCCGCCUGCUGAUGGAGGGGUGGGGCGGGGUGAUCUCUAAGUACCCUUCCAGGUUCACCAACGCUGAUUCUGUCCAGGAGUGGCAGGGACACGCAUGAAUCAGUUUUCCUGCAGAGACCAGCUGGGUCCAGAUAGAAGCCGCUCUCACCGUCCUUCCCCCCACCCCCAAAUCUAACUUGUACAAGAAAGAAAUGGAACAACAACAUUG
This is a messenger RNA of Dromiciops gliroides (monito del monte), 6878 nucleotides long. Its product is annotated as thyroid adenoma-associated protein homolog. The record is from RefSeq and is a predicted model, not a curated record. Bases 217 to 5979 code for a protein of 1920 amino acids. NCBI's taxonomy places the organism in Eukaryota, Metazoa, Chordata, Mammalia, Microbiotheria, Microbiotheriidae. The transcript is spliced from 31 exons. Gene Ontology annotation, cellular component: cytosol. Gene Ontology annotation, biological process: tRNA methylation.